Molecule: messenger RNA, 1044 nt
Organism: Trichoderma asperellum CBS 433.97
Lineage: Eukaryota; Fungi; Ascomycota; Sordariomycetes; Hypocreales; Hypocreaceae
Molecular function (GO): protein binding
Source: RefSeq, a predicted model, not a curated record
AUGGACACUCUGAAGUUGCUGGUAGAAAGCAAUCCAUGUGCUGUCAAUGCCCAAGACAACGAUGGAGAAACGCCUCUGCAUUAUGCGGCACAUAGCUAUGGCCGAUUAACAAGCACCUAUAAAGGCGCCUUUCAGUAUUUGCUUGAAAACGGCGUGGACGCAAGCAUUCAAAACCACGAGGGGAGGACACCAUUUCAGUUCUUAUGUGACCGAUACGACGACGGCAUACCGCUUGACGCAGCCACUAUGAGCUUGCUCUAUACAGAAAGAGAGGAUCUAUCUCACGGUGAUGCAAAUGGCAACACAAGUUUGCACAAAAUGGCCUCGCAGUGGGAUCGCGUCGAGGCUGUAAAGUUUCUCUUGGACCGAGCGGCUGAUGUAGGCAUUAAGAACCUAAAGGGAAAUACAGCGUUACAUGAAGCAGCAAUUGGGCGUUUUAUUCCAGGCUAUGUACCUCCAGAGAAACUAAGGAGUGAAUUCGACGGCAUGAUGAAGGUUCUGCUAGAAGCAGGUGGUGACGGGGCCGUAAACGUAAAGAACACUGCCGGCAGGAUGGCAAGGGAAACAUUUGAGGAUCUUUGGAUUAAAAAAGAACAUAUACCAUACGUGACAGAGAAGAUCCGUAUUCUCGUGGUGGAUUUGGGGGCAGAGGUAGACAGAAAAGCCCGAUUUAUCCUUUAGCCACAUCUGUUCACAGAGGCAGAUGACAACAUAAUAGUUCACCAUAUACCUGUACAUAGCUCCUAAUAUACCUGCAUAUAGCUCUCAAUAUACCUGUAUAUAGCUCCCAAACCCAGAAUAUCGUACUUAACGGUCGUUGACAUUUCAUCUCAUCCAAUACUGCAAGCUGAUGUUAAAUUUUGAAUACAGAGUCCCGAUAACUUGUAGGAUGUCGACGCCGUAAGCCAGAUCCGAAUAGAUUUCGAAUUUUCUAAAAUAGAUCGUUUUGAGCAUUAAUGAGAAAAAUCAGAACUGCCGGUGACCAAUGCCGUUUAUAAGAUUCUUGAGCUCAAGUCAUCUUGGCUUCGCAGUGUAUAGCAUCAC